AUAAAAAUAUAAAAAAUACCCUCACUUUUAUGAAAGUUUGUGUAAAAGGGUGAUUUACCUCAAAUGGAUGUUCCGUAUUUUGUGGUGUUGAGCAAAAAAAAAGUUUUGCCUCUAUUGAUAUUUGUUCCUAACUUACUUCACCUUGGCAACGAGGAAGUUUGUUUAGUUUUCACCAAUUUUCUUGUCCAUUGAGUAAAAGUUUUUCGAUGCAGCAGCAUGUCCAAAGCAACCACAAUUAAGGAGGCACUGAAGCGCUGGGAGGACCGGGAGCAGCAAAAUUCCCUGACUGCCAAGAACAUUGAUCUGCAAUUCCAGUGGCCGCCCAUCGAGAAAAUGGACAGCACAUUGGGUACGCUGGUGCAGUGCGAGAGAAUCAGUAUGUCCACUAAUAUGAUUGAGAAGAUUUUCGGCUUAUCGGGCAUGAAGUGCCUUAAAGUGUUGUCCUUAUCAAGGAACUACAUCAAGCAGAUAUCGGGACUGGAGGCUGUUGCCGAAACGCUGGAGGAGCUAUGGCUCAGCUAUAAUCUCAUCGAGAAAAUCAAAGGUUUGACAGGACUUAAGUGCCUCAAGGUGCUCUACAUCAGCAAUAAUUUGAUCAAGGACUGGUCGGAGUUCAACCGCCUGGCCGAGAUAGAGUCCCUCGAAGAUCUGGUGGUGGUGGGGAAUCCUCUAUCCGAAGGAUUGGACGAACCAUCUUGGCGGGCGGAGUGCAUCAAGAGGUUGCCGACCAUCCGCAAACUGGACGGAGAACCCGUCGUUCUCAAUGAGGAGCCUCAGCUAUAAGCGCAUUCUUUAUCGAGUAAAUAAGUAAGGCAACAAAAUUAAGUAUUUAUUGGCAAUUAGAGCUUGCUUUUAAUUAUUCAU
This is a messenger RNA of Drosophila gunungcola (fruit fly), 864 nucleotides long. RefSeq names its product dynein axonemal light chain 1 (gene ODA-Dnal1). Bases 217 to 783 code for a protein of 188 amino acids. Gene Ontology annotation, molecular function: protein kinase binding. The transcript has 3 exons. Gene Ontology annotation, cellular component: cytoplasm. Lineage: Eukaryota; Metazoa; Arthropoda; Insecta; Diptera; Drosophilidae. The record is from RefSeq and is a predicted model, not a curated record.